Molecule: messenger RNA, 957 nt
Organism: Symbiodinium sp. CCMP2592
Lineage: Eukaryota; Dinophyceae; Suessiales; Symbiodiniaceae
Source: the annotation of a GenBank genome assembly
AUGACUCACGGCGAGGUGUCUGCCGCAGACCGAUCGCGCCUCAUCGCUGCAGGUUUGGCAGAGGACUUCGUUGCUCCUGUCGCUGCUCUGGAACGCUUUGUCGAAGACUGGUCCUUCGAACUUGACGACCCUCUUACGCUUUCCCGCUUCCUCUUAGGCAAGCCGGAAAACCUGAUGGAAGCCAAGGAUCGUGUGACUCAGGCACGUGACUGGAGGGCAAGGACCGACCUCUGCAGGAUUAUGCACGAGUGGGGCGUGCAGAAAGACAUGGUCUGGAGCUGGGAGCCACAAACUGAAAGAGCGAAGGCGUUGGCUCCUCACUUCUUUGGCCGAUGCAUAGCUGCUCGAACAGCUUCUGGCGGUCCUGUGAUUGUGCUGCGGCUUGGAGAAUUUGACCUAGAAGGGGCGGUCAGAGAAGACAUGGUUGAUGACCUCAUGGACCCUUGGAUCUUUUUGAUUGAGCAAGCCUUUCAGGACUGCCGCUCAGUGUCAUUAUCGAAGCGAUCCCUGGUCAAGCUCUCUGCUAUCGUAGACGUGGAUGGCGUGAGUUUGUCGUGGCUCCAGCACAUGUCUGUUCUUGAGCAGUUUUCCCGUGCCAUCAACCGCAACUACCCGGAAAUGGCGGCGACGUUGACCAUUGUGCGGGCUCCCGUCGUCUUCUCAUGGCUUUGGCAAGUAUCAGCACCCCUUCUGCUUGAGGAUAUGACGAGGCGGAAGUUUGCGAUCCUGGGACACGAUUUCGAAGCCGGCCUCGUGGAGCACGCGCGUGUGGAUUUGCGGGAGCUCCCCGAGUGCUUGCGAGGUCGCAGCACUGACACCGCGAACUCACAAGAGGCCCCUACUCCUGUCCGCUUCCGCCCCGGGGCACGGCUGGCGCUGCCCACUCGCCCUUGUCCGCCACGGCCAGCUGCGUGCGUUGCUCGGGAGUUCAAGCAUGCUGUAAUGAUUGUAAUUUAA